CUGGGGAAUUCGUUAUGAUGCCGCGUUCAAGUGUACGCGUGGAAACCCUGUAAAGUACGCCGGCACACGGCGCUUUCCAAUGUUCCGGUCCAAAUAAUUGCCAAAUCCCCACGAGUCAACGUCAGGGUCAAUAUUGGGGUACUUUUAUAAACACACACGUCAAUAUAUUUGUGUCUCAUUUUAAAUUGAGAGUUGACAUGCAUGGGUUUCCCGCGGUUCUCGAACGCACCACCUUCAGCAGCCAAGCCAGCUCGCUAGCUGGCAUACUUUUUCUCGCCAUUAAUUCAGAGUUUUGGGCGCUUGAGUCCGAUAUACAUUCAAAGGAAAAAAAAAACGAAAAAAAAAAACUAACAACAUUUGUCCCAAUUAUGUCGCUCGGAGACGGUGAGUCUGCGAGGGGACACAGUGCUCGCUUUGACGAAUCUCCAAAAAGUCCGCGGGGAAGUUCCCCAGGAAAUCCCCGGCCCGGUUAUAUUCUCGUCGACGGCGUGGAGCCACACCGCCCUAACAACAGUGCGCCUUCCUCGGCUACAUUGGAGAGGUGAAAGGCGGCUCGGGAACUGUCAAAUGGUGGAUUACUAACAUUUUACUAAAGUCACGAAAUACGUUUAAAAAAAAAAUAAAAAAUAAUCAAAAUGGAGCCAGCCGACGCGGACAAGAAGCGGAGCUACAGCACGCUAAACACGCUGUACCACGAGAGCCGGCAGGAAAUGGAGCUCCUGGACAAGCAGCUGGCGGUCAAGGACAACAUCAUAGCCGAGCUCAAGGCGAGGCUGGCCGGCCACGAGAGGCUGUGCGUGGCGGUGGGCGACAACCAGUCGGUGGUGGUCGGGCCGUCCAAGUCUCUGCUGGAAAGUUUGUGCAAGGAAAUCUGCAAACUGAAGCACAAGAACAACGAGACGGACUUGAAAGUGGUCAGACAAGAAGAGGAGAUCCAGAGGCUGAGCGAGCAGCUGCGCCAGAAGGAUGCGCAGCUGGAGAGCGCCAAGCGCGGCUCCAAGAGCGACAGCAAAUCGGACGUGGAUCCAGACAAGGAGCUGGAGCUACAGCGGCUGCGCUCGGCCGAGGCCACCAGGGCCGUACUGUGCACUUCGCUGGCCGAAGAGGCCGAGCAGCUGCGGGGCCAGCUGGGUGCCACCGUCCAGGUGUGCUGCCAGCUGAUGGCCAAGCUCGAGAGGAGCAAGGCGGGCGAGGCCCAGGCGGGCGAGCGAGCCGCUAAGCAGUUGCCCGAGUCACCCGACAGACAUACAAACUCACAAAUCCGCCAGCUUGAGGAGGAGAAUCAGCAGCUGAAGCAGCGUGUCGCCUACGUCCAAGGUCUGAACUCGCAGUGGCAGAGGUACGACGCGAGCAGGGAGGACUACAUCCGAGGGCUGUGCCAGCGCAUCAAGAGCGUCGCGGUAACGCCGCUCGUUCCUUCGCUAGGCUCGGCCGGCGCCGCCUUGCUCCGUCAAGAGAUCUCCCGACUCAAUGGGUUGCUGCAAGACAAACUGAGCGAGUGCGCCAGGCUUCGAGGAGAAGCCCGGGAAGCCGCCACGAAAGACCGUGAACGCAUCCAGAUGCUGGAACAGCAGGUUCUUAUCUACACGGAGGACUUUAAGUCUGAGCGGGCCGACCGGGAGCGAGCACAGGGACGCAUUCAAGACCUCAAGGAGCAGAUUCGUUACUUGAAGCAGCAGCUCCACAAACAGGGAGCGAGCAGAGAAACCAGGGACGUCCCCUUGUGUCACGUGCACAUUGGCCACCGAUUUUCAUCCUCGUCCUCACGGCGCCCCCACCGGGACGCUGGGGACCACCUAGCGGCCAGGACCAACACGCAGCGUCGGUCGACCCUCUCCGUGGUGGCGCCCCCACCGGCGGCGGGGGUACCGCAGGAUGCGGCCCUAACGGAGGUCCCGUCGGAUCUGCAGUGUCCGCGCUGCUUGGCCAUCUUCAGCGAGGACAACGCCGCUCAGUACCUCAACCACUGCGAGGAGUGCGCCACCUUGUGAGCACGACUAGGACCCUUUGCACACUACAUGAAAUACCUCAACCUGAACAAAAUAACUUUUACGCUGAACCUUAUCAGCGAGAAUCAUUUAAGACUUUAGCUCAGGUAACACGCUAAAGUCUUUGGCCACCGUGCAGUUUGGCAUCGGCGAAUAGGCAAAUUCCGAUUUUUUUUUUUUUUUUUUUUUUUUUUUUGCGGGGGAAACUAUCCAUUAUUCGCUGAAAUACCUAUUCACUGUUUUUGUGCAAUGUCUUAUAGAAAGAUAUUGUUUUGGCACAAUCUUGGUGACAAGUACAUAUCGUUAGCCAAAUAGCAUAACUUCCCAAGUCAAUUUUUUAUGUUUUUGGAAAACAAGAAAAAAUAUGUCAACUUCAGCAACAAGAAGAGUACAUUUGGGGGGGGGGGGAAUCCAAUGAUUUCCAUCCAUCCAUUUUCUGAGCCGCUUCUCCUCACUAGGAUCGCGGGCGUGCUGGAGCCUAUCCCAGCUAUCUUCGGGCGGUAGGCGGGGUACGCCCUGAACUGGUCGCCAGCCAAUCGCAGGGCACAUCUAAACAAACAACCAUUCGCACUCACAUUCACACCUACGGGCAAUUUAGAGUCUUCAAUUAACCAACCUUGCAUGUUUUUGGGAUGUGGGAGGAAACCGGAGAAACCCACACAGGCACGGGGCCGGGAUUUUCAACCCGAGUCCUCAGAACUGUGAGGCAGAUGUGCUAACCAGUCGUCCAAUGAUUUCCAGUUGUCAGUUUAAAAAAAAAAAAAAAAAAAAAAAAUGUAAACCAUCUUAACAACGAGAAUCAUUCAAGACUGUCUCAGAUAGUAAGCUAAAGUUUUUAGGCCACCACUGGCUCCGAUGUUUAAAUUAAGGCUGAAGUUACAAGACAAUCAAAUUUUCAGGAUUUUAGUUUUUUGUAACGUCACCGAAAUAGGGCGCAAGUCUCUUUUGAUCGACCUUAGCGUGAUUUACAUUUGUGUCAACAUUUUUUCCCACGAAACUGAAACGUUUCCAAUAGUGGUAGAUACAAAUUUUCCUUUGAUCUUUUUCCCCCUACUCAUUGACAUUGUUAGACAGUUGUCUAAAAUGUCACGGACCUUGCAAUCGGAAUAUUUUCUUUUCGUUCAUUGAAACGUAAAGCACAAGAGCACAUAAGAGCAUUAUGGAAAAAAAAAAAAUUCACAAAUUAGCAAGGAGCUAAAAUAUUCUUUUGUUAUGCAUGUUUUUGGACAAUGAUUUUCCAAUAUUGUUUUUUUUUUUUCAGGCCCAAAACUUGUUAAUUUAGCAAACCUUUAUUGACCCCACUUUGUGACAUUUUAGCGACUUACAAUCGGAAUGUUUUUUUUUUUGUUCUUCCAGUCACUGAAACUUUUAUAUCAAACGCUAAGACCUUUGUGUUCAUAAAUGUUAGUACAUUUGCAGGAUUGCACCCAAAAAUAUUUUUACCAAACCCAUUCAAUUUUUAAGAUUUUUGUCAAAAAUGUCACUGACUGUCCAAUUUGAAUAACGUCUAACAAUAAUUGUCACAAUAGCUUUGCUAAAACAAUCAAUGUAAUGGUGGCCCAAGACUUUAUCAGUGUACUUUGAUGCAAACUGUAUAAGCUUCCUCCUGUUUGUUGAAUCACAAAAUCUCAUUUGGUGCUAGAAAUAUAUUCAUAAUUUAUUAUAAUACAAAAAAGCCAUAACAUAUUAUUAUACUGUUAGAUUAUUUUAAUAUAAAAUAAAUAUGUUUACUUAACUCAAUGUGUGCCAAGAAACUGAUUUUGGAGGAUAUGGUGUGUGUCCCCACCCCUUCCGAGCGGAUGCUCUAUUUUUAUAAUAAAAUAUUUUCAUAAAUGA
Molecule: messenger RNA, 3824 nt
Organism: Phyllopteryx taeniolatus (common seadragon)
Lineage: Eukaryota; Metazoa; Chordata; Actinopteri; Syngnathiformes; Syngnathidae
Gene: tnip2
Product: TNFAIP3 interacting protein 2
Exons: 6
Coding region: 636-1991 (451 amino acids)
Biological process (GO): cellular response to lipopolysaccharide; regulation of transcription by RNA polymerase II
Molecular function (GO): K63-linked polyubiquitin modification-dependent protein binding
Source: RefSeq, a predicted model, not a curated record